AUGGGAAGAAGAAAGAUUGAAAUAGAACCCUUAACUGACGAAAGGAAUCGAACAGUUACAUUCGUCAAACGAAAGGCUGGUUUAUUUAAGAAAGCGCAUGAAUUGGCUGUUUUAUGCCAAGUAGAUUUGGCUGUUAUUAUCGUGGGUAAUAACAACAAGAUAUUUGAAUUUUCCACAGUUGAUACGGCUGACUUAAUUAAGAAUUAUCAGAAGAUCAUAAAGUCAAACAAGAGACCUCAUGAAUCAAAAUCUCAUGAAAACUAUUCUAGUUACAAGAAAAAGAAGUUUUUGAGAGAACCCUUGACCAAGAAAUCAGGGGCAGUAGUAGGAUUACCAAUGUCUAACAUAGAAGAAGAAGACGAAGAAGAUGAAGAUGAAUCUGACUAUGAAGGACCAGAAUUGAAACGCCAAAAAGUUGUCCCACAAGUUAGAUUGAGGAAUCCAAGAUCUCUGAGUCAGGAUCAUUUGUCAAUUACUAAUAUGCCCACUUUCAAUAAUCCCCAUAAUUUUCUGAUGGAUGAUAAGAAUAAGAAGAAGAAUUCAGUGAGCAUUAAACGAGAUGAAGGAUCUUCUCAAAGACCAGUCUUGAGAGUUCAGAUUCCGAGUGAUUCCAAGGGAAACACCGCCAAGAAACAAACAAAUGGUAACAAUACCGACGACAGAAGCGCAGAUGAUACUGGAAGGACUAUGACUGCCGAUGACCAAACCACAUCGCGAGACGAUCAAAGGACAUCGAAGAAUGGUCAGAGUGGCAAUAUCCCAACAGACAACGAACCAACCACCCGUAAUGGAGCACCUGGGGCAGUGACCCCCAAAUUUGCAGGAUAUUCGUCAUUCCGUUCCCCUGAGAGUAAGAAACCCACAUUACCUUUACCAAUCCACACCAAAUCGCAAACAUCAUCACCAGCGAGUGCAAGCGGACCCGGAUUGCCGAAUGUAGCCAACGCAAGUUCGUAUUAUGCCUCCUUACAUGCCCUGAGUCCAACAACAAGCGCAUACAUCAGCAAUAUCCUACCGACCCCCGUAUUUAAUCCACCGCAACAACAACAGAGCCAACAGCAGGGCCCACAACAACCUCCUCCUAUUCAGACCAAUCAACCCGAUUCUGCAGCAGCAAGAUUUCGAGCACCACCUGCCACAGGGAUAUCGGUAGGACAACUCAAUAUGGGUGAGCAAACACCAAUAUCAGGAUUACCUUCAAGAUACGUCAAUGAUAUGUUCCCAUUUCCAUCGCCAUCAAACUUCCUCGCACCCCAGGACUGGCCUUCUGGGACAACGCCGACAACACAUAUGCCCCAAUAUUUUAUGAUGCCAUUAACUACCACGUCUACAUCAUUUCCCAAGCUAAGAAAUGACGGAAAUGUAUCACCGGUAACAUAUAACCCUCACCCUCCAAGUUCCCAAGGUGGUAGUGGUAGUGGACGACAGCAUGAAGAUGGAGGAACCAACCCGACAACAGCAGACAGUGCUGUAGAAAGUAAGGCAAACAAGUAA
This is a messenger RNA of Hemisphaericaspora subhashii, 1494 nucleotides long. RefSeq names its product Rlm1p (gene RLM1). The record is from RefSeq and is a predicted model, not a curated record. The transcript has a single exon. Gene Ontology annotation, molecular function: protein dimerization activity; DNA-binding transcription factor activity, RNA polymerase II-specific; RNA polymerase II cis-regulatory region sequence-specific DNA binding. Gene Ontology annotation, biological process: positive regulation of transcription by RNA polymerase II. Bases 1 to 1494 code for a protein of 497 amino acids. NCBI's taxonomy places the organism in Eukaryota, Fungi, Ascomycota, Pichiomycetes, Serinales, Debaryomycetaceae.